Molecule: messenger RNA, 3045 nt
Organism: Anopheles stephensi (Asian malaria mosquito)
Lineage: Eukaryota; Metazoa; Arthropoda; Insecta; Diptera; Culicidae
Product: cytochrome P450 4c3-like
Exons: 5
Coding region: 1368-3020 (550 amino acids)
Molecular function (GO): monooxygenase activity; iron ion binding; heme binding
Source: RefSeq, a predicted model, not a curated record
UCCAAUAUUAGGGCUUUUCUAUGGAAGCAUCAACGUCAUCACUCUAUCUAAAUUAGAACCUACCCAACCUCUUCUGUGGUGUAGUGUAAUGCAUCUCGAAUGAAUGAAAAAAAAACACCUCUACUGUGGUGAUAGAACGACCUUAACAGAUUUUACGGGCUAAGUCAUUCGAAGCCAUUCUCAUGACAUGACAUAACAAGUUUAAUUCACUACACAAUAGCGAAGUACAGUUUUUAAAGCUCAUUAUUCUAAAGCGCGUCUCCUCCAUUUUCUUUAAUACAUACGGAAUCUAGUAUCCUUCUGAUCAUCCUUCCCACGAACCCAGCUAACAUGGUUGUAGAAUAAUCCCUAACUGAUUAUAUUAUUGACGGCUCGGUGGCAUGGUGUGUCCGGCGCUGAUUUCACACACUGCAGGCCAUAUAUGACCACCAGGUUGAAAUGUUAAAAAAUAAAACGAAGAGGAAUAUUAACCUUUAUGCACAACGUUACAUUUUGUAAAGUUUGACAGGUCUAAAAAGUAGAGUUUUGCACACACGUUGAUGUUCAAGUAUAAGAAUUGAUUUUUUCAAUGUAUUAAGAAAAAUCAAAUCGUAAACAACAAACGUUAACGAAUGUAACAGUAUCAGUCUCUCCAGGGUGAGGAAAGACAAAUUUCGCAAUACAAACUAAACCAUCUACCUGAACGGCGGAAACACUAAUGAGCAUAGUCAGUGUGUGUGCACAACGAAGCAGAUAAGGAAUAUUUAAUUUUCUUUGAUGGUAAAAAUUUUGUAACAAUCUCGUUGGGUCAUUUCAACGCUUCUGCACCACGAUAUGCAUGCAUAGUGCCGUUGUUGUUGCAACAAAGACAUUAGAUAGGAGUUUGAGACAGAAAAUAAGAAAAUACUACACACCCCUCACAUUAUCAAUCUUUUUCUCGCUGGUGCCAACGUUUAACGUUAAUCGCUAACCUGUUAUUGUCAUUUGGCUAUGAAGAAAGUGUGAAAAAUGCAUCCACACCAUCAGCGCAUGGUAAAUUACCUAAUUAAUUUGACUUUAAUUAAUAGAUGCAAAAAUGAUGGGAGUCCCGUACCGAUGGUAGGCUGAUUUUGCAUUUCUAGCAAGCAUUGUGCUUAUUGGAACGUUGGAUUACGCAUUGGAGAUACUAAUGAUCAUUAUAAUUUUCCACUUGAAUAAUUCUUACCGUAAAGGGUAGGGAUUUUUUUGCGUAUACGUGGCGAAUCGAAUUGAGCUUGUUUGUGUAUAAAAUCACAGCAUGCCAAGCUUACCGUUUAGUCGCCAAUUUGCAGUAUCAGGUGCUAGUAGUGUAACCGUUACCAACAAAGAAAGGGCUGUUGUGUUAAAAGUGUUAGAGUUUAACGCUAGCAAUGAGUUACAGUGAUUUAGUGCUUACAUCCACUAUUGGAUCAGGAUCCAAUAAUUGGACUAGACAGCAGAUUAUGGAAAGUGCGCCCAAAACCACUGUAUUGUUGCUCCUAAGCUUCAUCUUCAUUAUAUGCUGUUUGGCGGCAUACUUGGAGCGCUAUCGACGUUUGGUUCGCCAUAUCAACUCUAUACCCGGACCGGCCACACUACCAAUCAUUGGCAAUGCACUGCUUAUCAACGCUGACCGGGAAGAACUUUUCAAUCGUAUCAUCGCUUCCCGGAAGCUGUACGGACGUCGGCAGGGUAUCACACGUAUCUGGAAUGGAAUGACUCCCUACGUUCUCAUAUCGCAGGCACAAACAGUCGAGAAGAUCCUCAGCAGUAACAAAAACAUUGAAAAGGGCCGUGACUACGAAUUCCUGCAACCAUGGCUCGGUACCGGUUUGCUGACGAGUUCUGCCAGUAAGUGGCAACACCGACGCAAGAUCCUUACGCCUACGUUUCACUUUCGCAUACUGUCGGACUUUGUGGAAGUUUUCAACAAGCAGUCCGAAGUGCUGGUGGAAAAGCUUACUCAAGAAAUAGAUAACAAAGCAGGAUUCGAUUGUGUGCGCUACAUAACACUAUGUUCGCUGGAUAUUAUUUGUGAAACUGCCAUGGGAUGUCCGGUGUACGCACAGCGACAGUCCGAUUCAGAGUACGUUAGGGCGCAUGAGAAAAUCGGGCAGAUAAUGCUUAGUCGGCUCCAAAAGCUUUGGUUACAUCCGGACAUCAUAUUCCGCUGCACUAAGCAGUACCAAGAACAACAACAGUGUCUAGACAUCUUACAUAAGUUCUCCUACCGCAUGAUCAAGGAACGGCGUGCAAUUAUUCAAGCCAGCCACAUAAAAUCUGACGUGCAGGGAGACGCUACAAAGAGCACCGAAGCUACACAGUCGCACCAACUCUUCAGUACUGGCCGUAAGCAGCUCGCAUUUCUCGACCUGCUUAUAGAGGCGUCCGAUGGAGGCAGAGUCCUUUCCGAUACGGAUAUACGCGAGGAGGUGGAUACAUUUAUUCUUGGUGGGCACGACACGACCGCUACCUCUAUCUCGUGGACUUUAUUCCUUCUUGGGACUGAACCGUCCAUCCAGGAGAAGGCGGUGAAAGAGAUUGAACAUGUAAUGAGUGGCGAUAAUUAUCGAUGGCCAACAAUGCGCGAGCUGAACGAAAUGAGAUUUCUCGAGGCGUGCAUUAAGGAAGCGCUCCGACUGUAUCCGAGUAUUCCGAUCAUUGGCCGACGGUUAACAGAAGAUGUUCAGCUUGCCGAACAUCUACUACCGGCAGGCACAAACGCAGUCAUAGUUGUGUAUCAACUGCACCGUGACCCGGCCGUUUUUCCUAAUCCCGAUCGAUUCAAUCCGGAACGUUUCCUGCCGGAUGCAGCAAAUGUGAAAAAACCGCGUCAUCCAUUCGCUUACAUUCCGUUCAGUGCAGGACCAAGGAAUUGCAUAGGGCAAAAGUUUGGCGCACUGGAGGCAAAGGCCGUGCUGGUGUCAAUACUCCGGCGGUAUCGCAUCGAGGCUGUCGAUCGCCGAGAGAAUCUCACCCUUUACGGAGAGCUAGUGCUUCGUUCCAAAGAUGGACUUAAAAUACGAAUUACAAAGCGAAAAUAAAAAUAAACUCAAAAGUUUUGUGAUA